This is a messenger RNA of Gigantopelta aegis, 2259 nucleotides long. RefSeq names its product MIP-related peptides-like. Bases 183 to 1586 code for a protein of 467 amino acids. Lineage: Eukaryota; Metazoa; Mollusca; Gastropoda; Neomphalida; Peltospiridae. The transcript has 3 exons. The record is from RefSeq and is a predicted model, not a curated record.
AAUGGACAGGUGAAUAUAAAAGGUUGAUAAGGUUGACUCGCAGGUCUUUGCAAGAAAACUCUGGAACACAUAGAAGGGACUUUUUUCUCUCUUUCUCUAAACCAAACUCUCGCCAGUUUCGUUAUUUGGGAACCAAUAAGGCGCUACCUUGUGAGUGAGAAAAGAGCACGUCUGGGUACGGUAUGGUAACGCCAGGUUUUCUUCUGCUCCUGGUUGGCACGGUUGUCGCUCAGGCUGAGAAUGUUGGUGGCGCCACAUCACUGCAUGGCACGAGACUGCAAGCCUCAACUGCUGCGCUGCAUAACAGAGGAAAGCCACUGCCAGGGGCUAUGCGCGCUGCUAAUAAACUUGACAAAGAGGACGCGGCGCAAAUCCAGCAGGUAGCUUUUAAGGACAAACCUGUCAGGUACACUGACACUGAAGAAGAAACCCGUCAACUCUUGCGGAGGAUUCAGGACAUAUUGCAGCAAGAGAAAAAGAGACUCUCGUGGAAUCGCCGAUCGUACGCGCCUAUGUUUGUCGGUAAACGCGACCAGGGCUUUGCGCCUAUGUUUGUGGGCAAGAAGAGAGACAUGGGAAUGAUUCCGCUGUUUGUGGGAAGGAGGGAGAAUGGGUUAGCGCCGAUGUUUGUCGGGAAGAAAGAAAGAGUCCCUAUGUUCGUUGGUAGACGAGGCGCGGUUCCUCUGUUUAUUGGAACGCGGGGCCACGCUCCCAUGUUCGUCGGGAAGCGGGGAUCGGAUACGAAUGAACUGCCCAGUUUAGACAAUAAUAAAGUGAAACGUGGGAAAAGGCGAGUAGAAUUUGCUUCACAGAGUGAGAAAGACUUGUACGCGUCCCAUUCCAUGAACAAGAGAUCUUACAAACGGUUUGACGCUCCAUAUUUUGUUGGAAAGCGGCAGGAUGCCCCAUAUUUUGUUGGAAAGAGGCAGGAUGCCCCAUAUUUUGUUGGAAAACGACAGGAUGUCCCAUAUUUUGUUGGAAAACGUCAGGGGGCCCCAUAUUUUGUUGGAAAACGCCAGGAGGCCCCCUUUUUCGUUGGGAAACGGCAAAGUCCAUCAACCAUUGAUCUUCUGAACGCCGUGAACGCGUACGAAGCAGCCAAACAGUAUCGACUGUUGAUGCAAACCGACAAACGCUUCAAGGCGCCGCUGUUUAUCGGCAGACGGAGCAGCACGGAUGCUCCCGAUUUGCAUGAAAAACGCUUUGACGCUCCCUAUUUUGUUGGAAAACGCUUUGACGCUCCCUACUUUGUUGGAAAACGGUUUGAUGCUCCCUAUUUCGUAGGAAAGAGGUACGAAGCGCCGUACUUUGUUGGUAAACGGCACGACGCCCCCUAUUUUGUUGGAAAACGAGAGGAAGCCCCCUAUUUCGUUGGAAAACGCUUUGAUGCUCCCUAUUUCGUUGGAAAACGACAGAGUGAAUCCGUCAUUGAUCUUCUGAAUGCCCUACACGCGUACGAAGCGGCCAAACAGUAUCGUCGGUUAAUUCAAGCCGACAAGCGAUUCGAAGCCCCAUUGUUUGUGGGCAAAAGGAGCAAUACGCCACUGCAAUCUAACGAUGAAGAAUCUAUAGACAGUUUGGCGUAAUACAAACAGUAAACAAAUUGUGUGCGUAACUCCUCAAACCAAUUUAUCCAAUCUGCGCAGUGAUCUAAAAAAUCAACAAAAAGUCAAGUUGUGAAUUCAAAAAUAAUUGUGGCAUUGCAUAAGCGGCCUUAUACAAAAAGGCGUUCUGUCAAGCUAGUCAUGUUUACGUAAAAUUGCAUCUUUCAUUUUUGUGUACUUUAUUUAGCAAGAAAACGUCAUAACAAAGUUAUCUUUAUGCAUGUCAUAUUGAGCUCUUAGUGAGUCUUUAAAUAUAUAUAUAUAUCCCUCGCUGUCUCUCCAUCUCUUUCUUUGUAUCUCUCUCUGUGUCUCUCUCUCUCUCUUUCUUUGUAUCUCUCUCUCUCUCUCUCUCUCUCUCUCUCUCUCUCUCUCUCUCUCUCUCUCUCUCUCUCUCUCUCUCUCUCUCAAUAAUGAUCUUUUUUCAGCAGUGUUGACAUAAAAACAACACCCGUUUUGUUCCCUUUAUAGAUCAGCAACAGGCUAAAGCAUAUAAGCGAGCUUUUCUGGAAGUUCCGACAGCUGCGGAAGACAGCCUAGAUCUACAAGAUAGUGGAUUUGGUGCCGAGGGAUUGCCCGUAAAGAAUAAGAGGUUUUACGAGUUUCUGGGAAAACGCAGCUCAUCCAGUAGAUCCAACAUAGACUCGAAGACAGUCAA